Molecule: messenger RNA, 1058 nt
Organism: Abrus precatorius (Indian licorice)
Lineage: Eukaryota; Viridiplantae; Streptophyta; Magnoliopsida; Fabales; Fabaceae
Product: heavy metal-associated isoprenylated plant protein 39-like
Exons: 3
Coding region: 119-529 (136 amino acids)
Molecular function (GO): metal ion binding
Source: RefSeq, a predicted model, not a curated record
ACAACGCAUUUUAAAUUCAAAAACCUUCUCUUCCUCUGCAAGUUACCUCCUCAAUUCCCCUUAGCUCCUUUCCAAUUUUCACUAACACUUCUCCUAUCUCACUUUGCUCUCACUAACAAUGAAGAAAGUUGUGUUGAAGCUGGAAAUACAUGAAGACAAAAUCAAGCAAAAAGCUAUGAAGGCUGUCUCUGGCCUUAAAGGGGUUGAGUCAGUUUCUGUCGACAUGAAAGACAAGAAAUUGACCUUAACCGGAGACAUUGAUCCAGUAAAUGUAGUAGCCAAGCUAAGGAAAUUUUGUCACACAGAAAUAGUUUCUGUUGGACCAGCAAAAGAGGAAAAGAAGGAACCACCUAAGCAAGACGAUAAAAAGAAGGAAGAUAACAAGAAGGAUUCAACAAAAGAAACUCUGAUCGAUCCACUCAAGUUCUAUCAAAACUAUUCCUAUUAUUAUCAGAUGAAACCCCAAUACAGUCCAUAUUACAGUGCCAUAAGUGUGGAAGAGGAUCCUAAUAGCUGUGUCAUCUUCUAACUUUUUUUUUAUUACUUUGUUAGAUUAAAAAUUAAUCCAAAAUAUAUAUAGUAUUUGUCUUUUCUCCGUUCCUUCUUAUGAUUUAGAUCGGGGGUUAGUGUGGCCAAGCAAGUAAGAAAGAGUAGCAUGCAGCAUCCAAAAUUAAUGUCAUAUGAAUGUAACUAAGAAAAAUUUUGUGAUUGAGAUAGUUUGAGUGCAGUUGUAAUUAAUGGGGAAAUGUGUUUCCUUCAAUAGAAUGUGUUGUUUGUUUUUGAGUCAUUUGAAGACAAUAUACACAAAAGUAUUUAAUUGUUCUCUUGCUCUCAAGACUAAGCUGUUAAAAUGCUGAUUGUGAUAUUUGGGAGAGCUUAGGCACAAUAAUACUAAAGGAGUUAAUCUUGCGGUGGAUGUUAUAGAAAUGGGGGGAAAAAACACUCUUCCAAAGAUGAUAUGUGUGUUAUAUGAAUAAAUUGAUAGAAAUUUUGAUGAAUUUUACAUUUUACCAUUACCAUAAGAAUAUCAAAUCAGGAUAUACACUGAUGACAAGCAU